Dicrocoelium dendriticum is the source of this 1922-nucleotide messenger RNA. The record is from the annotation of a GenBank genome assembly. Lineage: Eukaryota; Metazoa; Platyhelminthes; Trematoda; Plagiorchiida; Dicrocoeliidae.
AUUUAGUAGUCGCACAACAAAUAACGUUUUCUGCGGGCAACCACAGGAUGUUUCGGGUUGUGCGCCCACAAAAUGCAAUGGCCUGCUUUCUACUAAUGACAGUGACGUGUUACAUUUGUGUUCUUGUCAUUGUUCGCUUCAAACUUCCCAAGCAAUACACCCCGAGGGGUUUAAAUGAUCCGGCUAUUUAUCAUACUCUCAUGAAAGGGAAAAGUUGUUUCUCUCCACUCGCCUCCAUGCACAAGACGGUGUCAACCGCAAUUCCAGUUUUACCGGUCUGUUCAACCUCAAGCGUCAACAAACAAUUGGUGUGGAUGGAGAGAGGAGUUUUGCACAUCGCACCGGUAAAUGAUACAUCGAGAGUUUGCUCAGCUCUCCCCAUUUAUCGUAUUGAUGAUUACAAAUCGGUGUAUGGUGAGGGUAUCGAUGACGUAACUGAUGGAUUUGUACCCAGGUGGCCCUCUUUCAUGCUAUUAUGUCAACCUAGAGCGAACCUGGAGAUAAGGAGAGGCCUACCUUGGAAGAAAGACUUAUUCAGGGAGCAAGAUAGGACAUUCGUUUGCGGCUCCUUUCCACCCGUAAGUUUAAUUUUUGGAUCGAGGAACAUCGCUCCAGUUUACAACAUACUGCUGUUAGGGUUGGACUCCAUUUCUCAGCGAGCGGCUGCUCAGUAUUUGCCUAAAACAAUGCAGCUACUUGAUAGUUGGCCUAGUGCAUACACCAUGAAGUGGUAUAAUGUGAUUGGGGACGGAACAACGGCUAACCUCAUGGCGUUGCUUACUGGGCGAUUUGAGCAUGAGUUACCUGAGGCCCGAAAAUCACGAAUCCCACUACGUUCUAAUGGAUCAGUUCUCGACUCCUACCCGUGGAUAUGGAAGGAAUUCGAGCGGGCUGGUGGCUACGCAACUCAUAGCAUAGAGGAUUCCCCGAAAUGGGGCACAUUUCAAUUUCGUCUGACAGGUUUUGGUGCCAAGAAGACACCCACUCAUAGUUAUGGACGACCGUGCAUGUUGGCUGCUGCUCAAGAUGAACAACAGUACGGAAAGCAACUGGGAUGUACUACCUCAAGGUACACCCACCACGUGCUUCUGGAGUCUUUGCGCGAGUUCUUUCAUGCGUAUGCGGAUCAUCCAAAAUUCAGUCUGACAUUCAUGAGUGAGAUGAUCCAUGAGAAUCCAGCCUACGCUAUUCAUCUCGACGAAGACAUAAUGCAGUUGCUCAAACAAGUCCGUACGGAUGACGAGGAGACGAAUUCGUCCCGUAACCAGAAACCAUUUGCAAACACAAUUCUUAUUUUAUUCUCCGAUCAUGGACCGCGGAUGGGUGAAGCUCGGUUAUCAGUCCAGGGUAAACUUGACGAACGCCUCCCUCUGCUUAGCAUCAUGGUGCCCCGGCGACUGCGGCUAAGUUGGCCCGAUGCCGUGAAGCACUUAAAUGCCAACCAAGAUCGACUGGUCACGCUGUUCGAUGUGCACAGUACGCUGCAACACGUGCUGACCCAGCAAUACGGUCCUCGAUAUGGCGGUAAAAUGGCGCGAUCGACUCGUGGCUAUUCACUGUUUAGUGAAAUUAACUCCGACAGGACAUGUGCGCAGGCCUCGAUCGCGGCACACUGGUGUAGUUGCUUGGAGUGGAGACCGUUAUUACACAGUGAAGAAAACAUGUUGUACUUGAAGAGACGUAACGGACACCCACUUUCCACCGCGGCGAUCAACAUGACUGUAACUCAGUACUUAAAUGAACGAAUCCGUAUUUUACGGUCGCACAUUCAGGAAGGUUGGCCAACGUGUUCCGAUAUACAAGUGACAAAGGUGAGUCCUACUCAGUAUGAUUUUAAAUCUAUGAUCCGGUCUAUUUUUGAAGUGAAUUGCACCCUUUACUCAAUUACUGAUGCUGAUGGACACCAACUCCUCGUAGCGUGA